Rhipicephalus sanguineus (brown dog tick) is the source of this 1119-nucleotide messenger RNA. RefSeq lists its product as uncharacterized. The transcript has 2 exons. The record is from RefSeq and is a predicted model, not a curated record. The coding region runs from base 1 to 1119 and encodes 372 amino acids. Lineage: Eukaryota; Metazoa; Arthropoda; Arachnida; Ixodida; Ixodidae.
AUGCAGGCAGAACAUGAACCUGCUGUGAACAACUGUAAUCAGGAGCAGUCUGUUCAAGAAGUACAUCUACACAGUGUAAAUGGCCUUGGCGUUGAAGAAACUGAUCUCAAGCGACUGGACCUGACAAACGAGCAACCUUGCCAGAAUGCACCGGCCACACCUGCAAUUUCGUCGUCACAGAUGUGCCCGCUCGUUCAUCGUGCUGUAGGACAGGAUACAAGAUCUUGUUUCUUUGGGGGUUAUGAUACACUUUCUCACACACCUGGUGCAAUAACAGCGUUAUGUGGGGUUGAAGAAAAUGUGUUUUCUCUCCUGCUAACCAUGCUGCCUCAGACAAGGGAUAAAGGGAGCGAUGUCAGUGUCCCAAACAAGCUUGCGAUUUUUCUUGUCAAGAUGAAGCACGGUAUGCCAUUUAGUGCCAUAGCCGUACUGUUCUCAAUUCAUGAGACGACUGCGUCAAGGAUUUUCCACAGUGUCUUGGGCACACUGGCACACGCCACAAGAAAGUGGAUCUAUAAGCCACAUUUGCGUGUCAUUCACGACACAAUGCCGGAGUGCUUUAAGCUCAGUUACCCAGAAUGCACUCUCAUUGUUGACUGCACGGAGGUGCGAACCGAAACACCAUCAGAUGUGAGGCAGCAACAUGUUUUGUACUCCUCCUACAAGAAUGGCUUUACUCUAAAAUUUUUAGUAGCCAUAGCUCCCUCUGGCUUGAUAGUUUACAAGUCGAAGUCAUAUGGAGGUCGCUGCUCAGAUGCACACAUAGUCCUAGACUCAAACUUCCUUGAUAUAAUUGAAGAGAGGGAUGUGAUCCUCGCUGACAAGGGAUUUCCGGGCAUACGAGCAGGUGUAGCAGGGAAAAGUGCAGUGCUGGUAAUGCCACCCUUUUCGACAGGCAACCAGCCAUUUUCUAGAGAAGAGCUGCAGCAAACACAUCACAUUGCUCAAGUCCGCAUUCAUGUUGAGCGCAUGAUACAAAGAAUAAAGACACAUGGAGUUUUGCAGCACCGCAUACCAAUAACCUUAAUCCCUGCGAUGAGCAGCAUAUUUCACAUGUGUUGCGUAUUGGCAAAUCUACAGGCUCCCAUCAUUCAAUCCAAGAAAAAACAAACUCGUUAA